Messenger RNA from Didymodactylos carnosus, 456 nucleotides. The record is from the annotation of a GenBank genome assembly. Lineage: Eukaryota; Metazoa; Rotifera; Eurotatoria; Philodinida; Philodinidae.
AUGAAGUGCAUGGCAAUACACGAGGGCCAAACUUGUGUCGAAUAUCAAGAUGCCAAAUUACGAGAGACAAAUGAAGAUACUGCCCGCAAGGACGUCGAACAUUUGAAGUGGCCGACGCAAGGUCCUCGUUGGGGAUCGGCAGGACGUGGUGACACAAAAAUACCUCAAGAUAGUCAACAAUUGCAAGCAGAUAAAGAACAAAAAGGGCUUAAACGUACAUUAUUACGUUUUGCUAUAGAACAAAUUUUGAAAGAAACUGGUUUGAUAAAGCUAUACACAAUACAAACUCAGAUUAUACAAUUAUUCAAUAGAAUAAAAACGAUGAAUGAUAAAAUUAUAGAACAAUUAAAACUUGAUCAAGAAUCAGAUCAAAAACAAAAUGAAUUAACUGUAUGGUAUGAACAAGUAAAACAACAACAACAGUUACUACAAACGGUAUCAUCUCAAGCAAGUUAA